Haliotis rufescens (red abalone) is the source of this 669-nucleotide messenger RNA. RefSeq names its product small proline-rich protein 3-like. Lineage: Eukaryota; Metazoa; Mollusca; Gastropoda; Lepetellida; Haliotidae. The coding region runs from base 1 to 669 and encodes 222 amino acids. The record is from RefSeq and is a predicted model, not a curated record. The transcript has a single exon.
AUGAGAGUGCACUACCUAGAGCUGACCCGCCUGUCUGUACCCCAGCUGACCCGCCUGUCUGUACCCCAGCUGACCUGCCUGUCUGUACCCCAGCUGACCCACCUGUCUGUACCCCAGCGUACCUGCCUGUCUGUACCCCAGCUGACCCGCCUGUCUGUACCCCAGCUGACCUGCCUGUCUGUACCCCAGCUGACCCACCUGUCUGUACCCCAGUGUACCUGCCUGUCUGUACCCCAGCUGACCCGCCUGUCUGUACCCCAGCUGACCUGCCUGUCUGUACCCCAGCUGACCCACCUGUCUGUACCCCAGUGUACCUGCCUGUCUGUACCCCAGCUGACCCGCCUGUCUGUACCCCAGCUGACCUGCCUGUCUGUACCCCAGCUGACCCGCCUGUCUGUACCCCAGCUGACCCGCCUGUCUGUACCCCAGCUGACCUGCCUGUCUGUACCCCAGCUGACCCGCCUGUCUGUACCCCACCUGACCCGCCUGUCUGUACCCCAGCUGACCUGCCUGUCUGUACCCAAGCUGACCCACCUGUCUGUACCCCAGCGUACCUGCCUGCCUGUACCCCAGCUGACCUGCCUGUCUGUACCCCAGCUGAACCGCCUGUCUGUACCCCAGCUGACCUGCCUGUCUGUACCCCAGCUGACCCGUCUGUACCCCAGCUGA